AUGGAGAUUCCCCUUGGUCUAAUUCCACGCCUUAUGACGAAAGGAGAGUCGGCGUGGCGUAAAGUGAAGAUUGAGGGAAAUAGAGAUAAAUUCCCUUCUAGGGUAUUCCGAAGGUGUAACCUAGGCAACGAAAGAAAAAGGGGCCCGAGACUUCAACUAGAGGAGCGACCAGUUGGUUCACCAAACCCCGACCCAGCGUCACGCGUUCUCCAGGUCCGAAGGGAUCCAGUGCCCAACUACCGACUCCUUCCGGAAUUGCGUUAUCGGAGCCGAGCCAGGAAUGGCCGUUAG
This is a messenger RNA of Lathyrus sativus (Indian pea), 291 nucleotides long. The record is from the annotation of a GenBank genome assembly. NCBI's taxonomy places the organism in Eukaryota, Viridiplantae, Streptophyta, Magnoliopsida, Fabales, Fabaceae.